AUUAAUAAUUCAUUUUAACUGUUUCAGCUCCAAAGACGGUCAGUUCAUUAAGGCCCCCGAGGGUGAUCGCCUCAGAAUGUUGCUGAAUGACAUCAGGAAAUGGGAGGAUGUGCUUGGCCGGGAGUCAGAAAAGUUUGGUGGAGACACACUUCUCAAUGGCCAGGAACAGCUGAUGGUGAUUAGGAGACAGAUGGAUGGUUGGACAGAUAAUGCCCUCAAAGUCUUCAACCGCCACCGAAAGGAACCCAACGUCAACCAUCCAAGUCAAGACAGCAUGAACAUCCUGAAUGAGGAAGUGGAAGAACUUCUCAAACAGUUUAACAACAGAAUCACUGGGGAGAAUGGGAAACGGAAAAAGGUUGUUUUUAAAAAGUAUGGUGUUGCUCCCAAUGCAAUCCACCUGUUGAACGCCCUGGAGACGUGGGACAUGCGAGUGUCUUCAGCACUCAAUGGGACUCUUCCUAUACAUGAUAACGAGUGGGGAGCUCUUUGUCAGCUGAUGGAGGAGUGGCUGACCGCAGUGGACGCAGCGUCAGAGUAUGUGGGCACCACACAGAGCGAGGAGGAGCGGGACGAGGGCAAGCCACACACGAGCAGAAAGCGAUAUGACUUUCCUGGUAUUGUGGUGACAGACACCAUCAGGAAGGUACAGAAAUGGACGACUACAUCCACAAAUGCAAUUGACAGCGAAGAUGCAAAGCUAGUAGAACAGGUGUCGUCACUACACUCCUUCAUGGUGAGAUGGAUGGUACAGAUGCUUCUGAGACUGGCCCCAGACAGGGAAGAUAACUCCAAGGAGGCCAGCGAGAUGGCACUACUGGGCAGUGCUCCUCUAAGCGAUCUCCAUUCCAAAAUCAAGACACUUUUUGAACAGCUGGAAAUGUUCACAAAUUAUGUUGCUCUACGUAACAUAGAAAUACACUAUGAUGAGAGAAAAGACACUGACGGAGAUGAGGAUUACAGUACAGAUGAUACAGAUGAUAGUGAUGAGGGAGGUGAACCAGAUGACGAUUGCUGUAGUGGAAUUGUGAUGGAUAACACACAGGUGCGCCGGGACAAUAGGGAGGAUAAUGCAGACCACGAACUGAAGGAUCUACAACGCUUACGGUAUGAAUGUGAAGACUGGAUUAAGACAGCCAAAAUGUUGACCAGCCAGUUGUUGGGAGAGUCAGUUCUCUCUCUCUUCCCACUACCAAUCCAAACAGAUGACAAGGUGCUCAAACCACGCACGGAAUCCAUGGUAACAGACGUUGACCUUUAUCAUGAUCAUGAGAAACUAAAGAAAGCUGCAGAAAAUCAAGCUGAACAGGGAACUCCUUCUGAGGUGAAGGAACCAGAGACAAAACCAAAUGAGGAUACCAAGCCACCUGAGCCAACCUCACCCAAGGAAAAGGAGCAACAGUCAACAGAGGAAGCUACAAAAGAGGAAGCCCCACCUCCAGUAGAGAGCGCUGAGCAACUUUCAUUGGAAGUCAAGGCAAAGGAAGUAGAGGUUGAUGCCCUAGAAAGGUUGGAAGUCAUAGGCCAAGAUGACAACACUCAUGUACAAAAACUGGAUCAGACACCUCUAGAACCUGUGGCACCUAAGGAACCACCCCCUGCAGUAAGAACGGUUGAUGCUCCAGACACACACAAGGCUUUCCAGGCGCUCACUGCCAUGGACUCACUCCAGAACCAGCUCAUAGAUACAGAAGAGCGUGCCCAGAAAGCUGAGGAGCGGGCUGCCACCGCCGAGACUGAUCUAGCAUCUGCUGAGGAGAAACUCCGUGAAUUGGAGAAAAAAUUGAUGAAAUAUGAACAAACAGAGGGAUCAGAGGGGAGAUCAGUGUCGGUGUCCCCAGCCAAGGCACCCGCCUCUCCAGCCCCAACCACACCCAAAGAUCCCUCAGACACCAAGGAGGAAAAGAAACGCCCCGAAUCUCAGGCCUCCAAGGGCAGCAGUAAAUCGAAAAAGAAGAAAGAUAAAUAAAUAAAAACACUUGCCAUAAUCUUCGAACAAGAACUUCAUUUUCCUGAACUCGACCCACUCUAACAGAUACAGCGUAUCAGGAAACAGAAACAUAACUUUCUUUUUCACUACUAUGGACUUUUGUUUUGUUAACACCCGAACAUAGAAUUGUUUUGUAUGCUUCUACUUACUAACUAAAAAAAGGAAAUAUUUUGUAAAUUAACUACUGGUAGCAGCUUUGUAGUCUACAGAGAGUAUAUGUAAGCAUACUAAGCAUAAGCAAUGUAUGUGAAGAAGUGAAGAGUUGAUGUGUAAGACUGUUAUUCCUGGUCUGAACUCAGUGUGAUAUUUUAUCUACAUUGUACCUGUAUAUUCCGUCCAUAAGAGUGAGAUGAUAGUGUUCAGUGUUUUGUGUGUCACCAUCCUCUUUGUUAAUCCUCUACACCUGUACUGCUGACGAAUAGAACUAAAUAUUUUGUAACUUUUCACUUUAUAGAGUUUAUCGUAUUCCUCAGUAUUAUUUUCCCAGUAUUAUGUUGUAUAACUGGUGUUACUGCUGAGAUGUAUUACCGUAUUACCCAACAAGGUUCUAACUACUGAGGCUAUGUUGUAAGCACAGGGUCUUACGACGUUAUGUAACAGGACUGUCCGAGACUUUGGAUUCUAUGUUUUAAGUAAGCCACACAUCACAUUUGUUGGAUGUUAUGAAUGUUUUGUACACAUUCCUGAUCUUGUCUGUGAUAUUGGUGAACUGUCUGCUGAGUCCCUGUCCAACCCCUGGAGUAGGGGUCUUUAGAUACGUUUAUUGAAAUAUGAUGAUGAUAUAUAGUGAUUUGCAGAGCAAACCAGAUACCUUGUCUUUAAUAUAACCUAUUAUAUAUUUGAUAGAACAGUAUUUUUGUUAUCAUUGAUUCAACAUACAAUAUUGUAUCAUUGUCUUCAUUAAAUAUUCAUAUAAACUAUAAGCAUUAUUUGUAAAACUGGAACAUGUAUGUGUUGAUAUAUUGCUGUCCCAGCUAGGCAUUGUAGGUUAGGCUGGACUUUGUUGCACAAUUCUCACCAGAUCUGAUAGACUCUAUAGACUUGGGUGUAAAUAUAAUGGUGGACAUCGGUACAUUUUUGGGAAGACCACGCUCUGAUAUUGGUCAGAUUUUCCUGGGAUCAGACAGUAUUAUUAGCUGGGGUAACAAAAAGCUGCUGAAGAAACCAAUGCUGUGAUGCUCUAAAGACUGUAUUUUGUUAUAUUGUGAUCUUCACAUGUAUGGUAUUUCUGGAUAUAGUCUCUAUGUUGAAUCACUCUAUAUUUAAUAAAUGUCAUUUUUAUAUA
Molecule: messenger RNA, 3275 nt
Organism: Mizuhopecten yessoensis (Yesso scallop)
Lineage: Eukaryota; Metazoa; Mollusca; Bivalvia; Pectinida; Pectinidae
Product: axonemal dynein light chain domain-containing protein 1-like
Exons: 15
Coding region: 77-1969 (630 amino acids)
Source: RefSeq, a predicted model, not a curated record